UGUUAAUUGUUUAAAACACGAUCCGAAUAUUUAGAGAUUAAGUGCUAAAGGUGUCCCGUCUUUCCCCACCCUACUAUAUGUUGCAUGGAACUGCACCUUACUAAAAUAUAACCUGACAUGCUUCAACACUGGCUUAAAUGGACAUCCUACACAUGGCUUAAAUGGACAUAGCCUAUACAUGCAACAAAAUGUAAAGAUUGGACUUGGUGGCUGACAAAUGAAUUCUAGUCAGAAACUAUUUCGAUCGUUUUAAGGCAAAAAUGUAAGAGCAUUAGAAGAGAAAUUAGCAAUAUCGUCUACGUUAUACGAAAACCGUUUAUAGCGAUAUAUAGCUGCAAGUAUGGACCUGGUUAGAAGAUUUUCACGCGAGUCUAGUUCUAGCUCGAUAAGUAGCGAAUGUGAAUGUGAAUGUGAGAUUCCUAUUGAAGACAUCUGGAGCCCCGCAAUCGGGCUUGAGAUUCUUUUAGAUGCUCAUGCAGGCUAUAAGGCGUGGCCAAAGCAAAUGAUUGAAAAUGGGAACGUUUAUGUACAAAACUACCCCGACACUAAAUACUGGACUUCAUGGAUCAACGGUAACUUUUUCAUAUUUUCGGUAAAAUUGACAUCGGGAUUGCAAUUGUAUUUGUCGCCUACAACUGGAAGAAACGGUAGACCAGGAUUGAAGAUAAUACAAGGGAAUGAACCAAGCAGGAACUCGCCCGGUACCGACGACCCGCGAGUGUUUGAAUACAAGUUACAUACACAUAGUCAGCAGCACGUUUUGUACAACAAAAGUACCGGUCAAUAUAUUGGCUUGAACAGGCGCAAUAGAAUGAUUCCUGUUGGCCAAGAAAAGCAAGCCGGUGCUUUCACUCUGUCAAGUCCGGAACUAACUGCUUAUUACGAAUGCAUCAAGAAAAAAGAAGAAUCGAAACAGCAGUUUUGUAUCCAAGGGGUCACACAGCAAAUGGAAGCUUAAUGUGUUACAUUCGGAAAAAGAAAAACACCGAAGACAUUUUCUGCCCAGUUCAAACCAGCUUGUAUUUUAUGUGCUUUUAUAUUGUGUGCACAUUUUAACACCGGCCUAGUCUGCGUAUCUUCAAGUAUAUAUAUAUAGAAUCGUGGGGUAAGAUGGGUCAUUUUUUCACUCAUUUUUUCCCUCCCUUUUGGGGGGUAAAUAAAAAAAACAUUUAAAAAAUUAACGUAUUGUCACGACUUUCAUAGACCGUUGUUGAUUGUUUAAUACACGAUCAAGGUAUUUAGAUAUUAUGUGCUAAAAGUGUCCCGUGUCACCCCACGGUAUAGUAACGUGGGGUAAGAUAGGAUACCGUUAUCACUAAUAUUUUAUAAUUCUUUAUCGUGUUUUAAACAAUUAAUAAUGCUUUGGUAGAUCGAAGAUACAGUUAUUUAACACUUCCGUAAAAUUCUUGGUUUACCACCAAGUGAGACGACAAAAGAGAGUUUAAACAUGUCCCAUUUAAUCCCAUUCUACUAUAUAUGAGAAAUCAACAUAACUGUAGUUUUGUAUAAUCAACAUAACUGUAGUUUUGUAUGGCAGUUUUUGUCUUAACUUUUAUAGCACGCAACUUAAUGUUGACUUGCGGUGGUGCCAAUAUAAGUUAUAUUGACAAA
Molecule: messenger RNA, 1611 nt
Organism: Ciona intestinalis (vase tunicate)
Lineage: Eukaryota; Metazoa; Chordata; Ascidiacea; Phlebobranchia; Cionidae
Source: RefSeq, a predicted model, not a curated record